UUUUUUUUAGUUGCACAACGUUUUAUUUUGCAACUGUUUGGGACUAAUGAUUACACUCCGGAGUGUGGUCUUUGCCGACGUCAUUUCUGUGCGACGUUGUUGUCGCUCCACUUGGCGCUCAGACGGAGGGUUUGGUCAGGCGGAACAUCAAGUGGUGUAUGUAUAGGUGUUUCUGUGGACGGUAGUGUAUCUGCUGCAGCAUGGAGUCUGUGCCAGAGCCCAGGUCUGUCAGACGUUCCCCUCGCACGUCAAAUUCGCCGGACCACAACGCAGCCAAAAAGGAGAGCGGCAAGACCCGGAAGAAGACGAGCAACCUGCAGGAGACUCGGAGGAGAGGAAGAAUGGACAGAAGUAAAGGAGAGGAGGACAUAGCCAAUCAACUGAACAACCUGGAUCUAUGUAACGAGGCUUCAGCCACGGGGACUGGUCUGGUGUUUGACAGCUUGUUCACACACCAUCGCUGUCUCUGGGAUCCCAGCCACCCAGAAUGCCCAGAGAGAGUGAGCACUGUAAUGGACAUGGUGGAGAAACAGGGACUGCUGUCCCGCUGUGUUACAGUGGAGACGAGGGCUGCGUCUAACGAAGAGCUGCACUUAGUUCACACGAAGGAGUAUGUAGAUCUGAUGAGGUCCACUCAGCAUAUGGACGAAGACCAGCUGAAGACGCUGGCUGACUCCUAUGACUCAGUCUACAUCCACCCUGAGUCAUAUACGUGUGCCAGUCUGGCUGUGGGCUCUGUUCUGCAGCUGGUUGAUAAGGUCAUGACCUCAGAGCUCCGGAAUGGAUUCUCUGUUGCUAGACCUCCAGGCCACCACGCCCAGGUCGACCAGAUGAAUGGUUACUGUAUGUUCAAUAAUCUGGCCAUUGCAGCGCGCUACGCACAGACACGCCAUCGAGUGGAACGAGUUCUGAUAGUGGACUGGGAUGUGCAUCACGGCCAGGGGAUCCAGUACAUUUUCCAGGAGGAUCCCAGCGUUCUGUACUUCUCAGUCCACAGAUAUGAGGAGGGUUUGUUCUGGCCCCAUCUGCCCGAGUCAGACAGCAGUGCUGUGGGCACCGGUUCUGGGGAGGGAUACAACAUCAACCUGCCCUGGAAUAAGAUUGGAAUGAAAGAUGCAGACUACGUUGCCGCAUUCCAGCAGCUUCUUUUGCCUGUAGCCUACGAGUUCCAGCCUCAGCUUGUCCUGGUGGCAGCAGGCUUCGACUCUGUGAUAGGUGAUCCCAAGGGAGAGAUGUCUGCCAGUCCUCAGUGUUUCUCUGUUCUGACUCACAUGCUGCUGGGCCUGGCUCAGGGGAAGUUGCUGUUGGUUCUCGAGGGAGGAUAUAACCUACAGUCCACAGCAGAAGGGGUAUGUGCCUGUCUGAGGUCACUAUUGGGGGAGUCCUGCCCCCGCUUGGGGUCACCAUCCAUCCCGAGUGACAGUGCCCUGAAAUCCAUGUCCAGGUCUAUCUCUGCUCUGUACCCUUACUGGACCAGUCUGCAGGUACUGGGUAAAACAUUGGGACAGGUGAACCCUCACCCAUCAGGUGAGAAAGCUCAAUGAAGAGACAGCCUGGACCUGAACGGGCCUGUGGGACAGAGGAUGAUGGAACAUCACAACAUGUGGGACAGCCACCACCCAGAGCUUCCCCAGAGGAUCCAGUGUAUCUUCUCUCGUCAUGACGACCUGGGCUUGGUGUCCCGUUGCCUGAGGAUACCGGCUCGACUUGCCUUAGAGGAGGAGCUGGCUCUGUGCCACAGCUUGGAGCACAUAGCCAAGAUCAAGGCCACAGAGGGAAUGAAGACGAGGGACCUUCACAGACUGGGAGAUGAGUACAACUCUAUCUUCAUCAGUACUGAGAGCUACAGGAGCGCCCGGUUGGCCGCUGGGGCCUGCUUUAAUGCAGUACAGGCUGUUCUGACGGGACAGGUCCGUAAUGGCGUGGCCAUCGUGCGCCCCCCUGGUCACCAUGCCGAGAAGGACGCUGCCUGUGGGUUCUGUUUCUUCAACACCGCCUCCCUGACUGCCCGAUACGCCCAGUCCAUCUCCCAGAAGCCCCUGCGGGUCCUCAUCCUGGACUGGGAUGUUCACCAUGGCAACGGAACACAGCACAUCUUCGAAGAGGAUGACAGUGUCCUCUACAUCUCCCUGCAUCGCUACGAGGAUGGGACCUUCUUCCCUACUUCCGAGGACGCUCACUACAACAGAGUGGGCGAGGGGAAGGGAGCAGGGUUCAACGUCAACAUCCCCUGGAACGGAGCCAAGAUGGGCGACGCGGAGUACCUUGCAGCUUUCCACUCAGUGGUCAGGCCCAUCGCUAGAGAGUUUGACCCGGGCCUGGUUCUGGUAUCGGCAGGGUUUGAUGCAGCCAGAGGGGACCCUCUAGGAGGGUACCAAGUGACCCCCCCGGGCUAUGCCCACCUCACCCACCUCCUGAUGGGCCUGGCAGGCGGCAGAGUAUUGGUCAUCCUGGAGGGUGGUUAUAACCUGACUGCCAUUUCGGAAUCUAUGUCUGCCUGCACCAGCAUUCUCCUGGGAGACCCCGCUCUGCCCCUGCCUCCCUUGCCCCCACCUCACCCCAACGCAGCAGUCAGCAUCAACAAGGUCAUACGCACCCACUCCGCCUAUUGGCUGUCCCUCAGGAUACAACUACCAGAGUCUCUCCGUCUGUCUCUGCCAAACCCCAAACCCCGAGGGAAGAGGACUUCUAAGGGCAAGAAGUCUCCCAGACAGGGUAACCAGGGCGGGGCCAGCCCUGGUCAGGGGUCACAUCGGGGCGACCUUGACCUAGAUGACCUCACAAAGGGACUGGUGUCACUCGACCUAAACCAAAGUACCUCAGCCAAUCCCAGCCCAGCGUCCGUCCCCGUGGGUGGAGCCAGGUCGAAGGUGAGGCUCAGUCCUACGAAGAGCCCAGUUGUUAAAGAGGUCAAGACGGAAGCUGUUCCAAAUACGCCCGAGAUUCUCCGACCAACGCCGGCGGUCGCCAUGGCUACCUCAGACCCAGUUACCAAGGGAGACCAGGAGAGCGGUGCGGUGGAAGGGGCGUCUGGUUGCUCCAAGGAGCCGGUGUUUGAGCUGUUCUGUGGAAACCAGGAUGUGGACGGGAGCUCCAUGUACGUGGUAGAUCCCCUGUCCUGGUGCCCCCACCUAGACUCAGUGAGGCCUGUUCCUGUUGGAGGUAUAGAUGUGUUUCGGCCCUGUGAGGACUGUGGAACCGACACUGAGAACUGGAUCUGUCUCUGCUGCUACAAGGUGUACUGUGGUCGCUAUGUCACCUCUACCAGCACAUGUUACCACCCACGGCGUGGCGGUGUGAAGAUAGCACAGGGCCAGUUAGUCUGA
Messenger RNA from Oncorhynchus keta (chum salmon), 3326 nucleotides. It is a transcript of the gene hdac6, whose product is annotated as histone deacetylase 6. Gene Ontology annotation, biological process: chromatin organization. NCBI's taxonomy places the organism in Eukaryota, Metazoa, Chordata, Actinopteri, Salmoniformes, Salmonidae. The transcript has 29 exons. Gene Ontology annotation, cellular component: histone deacetylase complex. Gene Ontology annotation, molecular function: histone deacetylase activity; zinc ion binding. The record is from RefSeq and is a predicted model, not a curated record.